CUUGAGAUCACGUGAUCUUUUUACUCGAGGGACGGCGCUAAGCUGUGCGAGUCGAAUCUGGGACUAACAUAUACCCUUUCAAAAUGCUUGUCUUGGUCCUGGGCGACUUACAUAUCCCUCACAGACAACACAACUUACCGGCAAAGUUUAGAAAACUUCUGGUGCCAGGAAAGAUUCAGCACAUUCUAUGUACUGGUAACUUAUGCAGUAAAGACUCUUUUGACUACCUCAAGACUCUUGCUAGCGAUGUGCAUGUUGUUCGGGGUGAUUUUGAUGAGAAUCUGUCCUAUCCAGAGCAGAAAGUUGUGACUGUUGGUCAGUUUAGGAUUGGACUCUGCCAUGGCCACCAAAUAGUUCCAUGGGGGGACCCAGAAAGCUUAGCAAUGCUUCAAAGACAGCUGGAUGUAGAUAUCUUAAUAUUUGGCCACACCCAUAAGUUUGAGGCAUAUGAACAUGAAGAGAAGUUUUAUAUCAACCCUGGUACUGCAACUGGAGCCUACACACCAUUAGAAAGGAAUGUUACGCCAUCCUUCGUCCUAAUGGACAUCCAGGCUAGUACCGUGGUGACGUAUGUCUAUCAGCUUGUUGGUGACGACGUUAAAGUGGAAAGAAUUGAAUACAAGAAGCCUUAGCUCCUAUCAUACACUAGAUCAGUCUUUUGAACCUUGUACCAUACUUCAAAUAAUUAUAUUACCGAGAAGUUCAGAAUCAAGUGGUGAUCCAACAUGUAUAGGAUGUCUGUGUAUGCUUUUGGAUGUAUUAUUGUUACAUUUUUUACAGCACUGUAUAAGCAUGCUUUCAAGAAAUGUUAUCGUAAGAAUGAUAGAAAAUUUUAGGGUUGCUAGAUGAUCCAAAGUUUACUGCAGCCUCUCAUUUUCUGAAAGUUUGCUGAAAUGUCUUGUGGCUCUAACAAAUUCUUUGCAACAGAUCUUGUAAUUCUGUUGAUUACAAAUAUCUUCUGAUAUUGUAGAAUGUAAAAGCAAUAAAGAAACUCAAUUUAAAUAA
Messenger RNA from Nematostella vectensis (starlet sea anemone), 1005 nucleotides. RefSeq names its product vacuolar protein sorting-associated protein 29. Lineage: Eukaryota; Metazoa; Cnidaria; Anthozoa; Actiniaria; Edwardsiidae. Gene Ontology annotation, cellular component: retromer complex; endosome. The record is from RefSeq and is a predicted model, not a curated record. Bases 84 to 632 code for a protein of 182 amino acids. The transcript is spliced from 6 exons. Gene Ontology annotation, biological process: retrograde transport, endosome to Golgi; intracellular protein transport.